Chlorocebus sabaeus (green monkey) is the source of this 6304-nucleotide messenger RNA. It is a transcript of the gene GUF1, whose product is annotated as GTP binding elongation factor GUF1. Gene Ontology annotation, biological process: positive regulation of translation. Gene Ontology annotation, cellular component: mitochondrion. The record is from RefSeq and is a predicted model, not a curated record. NCBI's taxonomy places the organism in Eukaryota, Metazoa, Chordata, Mammalia, Primates, Cercopithecidae. Gene Ontology annotation, molecular function: GTP binding; GTPase activity; mitochondrial ribosome binding.
ACGACGUCGUGCGCCGUGCAGGCGUCAGCAAGCUGCGCCGCGCCUUCGGGGUGCUUCCGGAGCUGGUACUUGGGCAAAGCUACCGGGGGGUUAUUGUCUUCGCUUCACAGGGUCUAUUUGAGUCCUGUCCACCGGACCCUACCCGGGGUACCUUUGAAAACAAACGGGCUAUGUUGCUGUUGCUUGUCGGUACCCUCUCCUGACGCCUCCGUCGCCCGGGUCAUGUGGACCCUCGUGGGUCGGGGUUGGGGGUGCGCACGCACUCCCGCGCGGUGGGCCACUGGGGCCGCGCUUGGGCCCGCGCCGACGUUUGGGGCUGCUCCAGAGUCCUGGCCUACCUGCAGGGUCUACAGCUCUGCAGAAUUCAAGGAAAAACUUGACAUGUCUAGGUUUCCUGUUGAAAAUAUUAGAAAUUUCAGUAUCGUUGCACAUGUGGAUCAUGGCAAAAGUACUUUAGCUGACAGGCUCCUAGAACUUACAGGGACAAUUGAUAAAACAAAGAAUAAUAAGCAGGUUCUUGAUAAAUUGCAAGUGGAACGAGAAAGAGGAAUCACUGUUAAAGCACAGACAGCAUCUCUUUUUCACAAUUGUGAAGGAAAGCAGUACCUUUUAAAUCUCAUUGAUACACCGGGCCAUGUUGAUUUUAGUUAUGAAGUAUCCAGGUCACUUUCUGCUUGCCAGGGUGUUUUACUUGUGGUUGAUGCAAAUGAGGGUAUUCAAGCCCAAACUGUAGCAAACUUCUUUCUUGCUUUUGAAGCACAGCUAUCGGUAAUUCCAGUUAUAAAUAAGAUAGAUCUGAAGAAUGCUGAUCCUGAAAGGGUUGAAAACCAAAUUGAGAAAGUGUUUGAUAUUCCAAGUGAUGAAUGUAUUAAGAUUUCUGCUAAACUUGGAACAAAUGUUGAGAGUGUUCUUCAGGCAGUUAUUGAAAGAAUUCCCCCCCCUAAAGUGCAUCGCAAAAAUCCCCUGAGAGCUUUGGUAUUUGACUCCACCUUUGACCAGUAUAGAGGUGUGAUAGCCAAUGUAGCAUUAUUUGACGGAGUGGUUUCCAAAGGAGAUAAAAUUGUAUCUGCACAUACUCAAAAGACAUACGAAGUUAAUGAAGUAGGAGUUUUAAAUCCUAAUGAGCAACCAACUCAUAAAUUAUAUGCAGGACAGGUGGGCUAUCUGAUUGCUGGGAUGAAAAAUGUCACUGAAGCGCAAAUAGGAGAUACAUUAUAUUUACAUAAGCAACCAGUGGAGCCCUUGCCUGGGUUUAAAUCAGCGAAACCAAUGGUAUUUGCAGGAAUGUAUCCUGUAGACCAAUCUGAAUAUAACAACCUGAAGAGUGCUAUAGAAAAACUAACUUUAAAUGAUUCCAGUGUGACAGUUCAUCGGGAUAGUAGCCUUGCUCUGGGUGCUGGCUGGAGGCUAGGAUUUCUUGGACUUUUGCACAUGGAAGUUUUCAACCAGCGACUGGAGCAAGAAUAUAAUGCUUCUGUUAUUUUAACAACCCCUACUGUUCCAUAUAAAGCUGUACUUUCAUCAUCAAAAUUGAUAAAGGAAUAUAGAGAAAAAGAAAUUACAAUUAUCAAUCCUGCACAAUUCCCUGAUGAAUCAAAAGUAACAGAAUAUUUGGAGCCAGUUGUUUUGGGCACUAUUAUCACACCAGAUGAAUACACUGGAAAAAUAAUGACGCUUUGCGAGGCUCGAAGAGCAGUUCAGAAGAAUAUGAUAUUUAUUGAUCAAAAUAGAGUUAUGCUUAAAUAUCUCUUUCCUUUGAAUGAAAUUGUGGUAGAUUUUUAUGACUCUUUGAAAUCCCUGUCUUCUGGAUAUGCUAGUUUUGAUUACGAAGAUGCAGGCUACCAGACUGCAGAACUUGUGAAAAUGGAUAUUCUACUGAAUGGAAAUAGUGUAGAGGAGCUAGUAACUGUUGUACACAAAGACAAAGCACACUCAAUUGGCAAAGCCAUAUGUGAACGGCUGAAGGAUUCUCUUCCUAGGCAACUGUUCGAGAUAGCAAUUCAAGCUGCUAUUGGAAGUAAAAUCAUUGCAAGAGAAACUGUGAAAGCCUAUAGGAAAAAUGUUUUGGCAAAAUGUUAUGGUGGUGAUAUUACCCGAAAAAUGAAGCUUUUGAAGAGACAAGCAGAAGGAAAAAAAAAGCUGAGGAAAAUUGGCAACGUUGAAGUUCCAAAAGAUGCUUUUAUAAAAGUGCUGAAAACACGAUCUUCUAAAUAAUUGGUGGGAAAACAAAGAAUUUUCAUAAAUUAAAAACUCUGUUUUUCACUGCAAUUUGUAGUAUGCUGACAACAGAAUGAAAAUUAUAAAAUUUGCUUGUUACUUUCAGGGUAUUCAGGUUCAAAUAACUUACUAGCCUUUCAUUGAAAGGGAGUAAUGAGUGGGUAGGUUAAGAGCUUAAGAUUUUGAAGCCAUGUUGCCUGUUCUCAAAUACCUGUUCCAACCACUCACUAGUAAGGUGACCUUUGCCAAAUUAACCUUUGUUUCCUCUUGAGUAAAAUAGAGAUUAUAUACUACCUACAUAAGUUGUUGUGAAGAUUAAAUGAAGUAAUACAUUAAAUAUUCAGAGGUAAAAGCACUCAGUUGUUGAGUCCUUAAUGCAGUUAUGUCCUUAAAUGCAUUGUAGGGUCCUUAGAAACUGACUCUAAGCAAGAUGUCACGUAGCAGGUCCUUGAAUGAUGACAUUUCCUUCUAAGUGGUUUAUAACAUUGAUGAGGAAAAAAAAUUGGUUUAUGAAUCAUUUCAUUAUUAUUAUUUAUUUAUUUAUUUAUUUUUUGAGACGGAGUCUUGCCCUGUCGCCCAGGCUGGAGUGCAGUGGCACAAUCUCGGCUCACUGCAACCUCCACCUCCCGGGUUCAAGAGAUUCUCCUGCCUCAGCCUCCAUUACAGGUGCGCACCACCAUGCUUGGCUAAUUUUUUGUAUCUUUAGUAGACAUGGAGUUUCACCAUGUUGGCCAGGCUGGUCUCGAACUCCUGACCUCGUGAUCCACCUGCCGUGGCCUCCCAAAGUGCUGAGAUUACAGGCAUGAGUCACCAUGCCCAGCCAUGUCAUUUCAUUUAAAGUCACAAUUUCCAUGAAUCUCAACAAGUGAGGACCUGCUACAUUUUGUUGCGUGCAGUUUUUCCUUACUGACACUAAAAGGCCGCAUACUUAAGAUUCCAUCUACUUUAAGUUAAAGGAUUUUCAGAAUCACCUUAAGUGUCAAAUUUGUUAGCAGGAUUAAUUUAGCUGAUAUGAAUUCAUUUAUUAAACAGAACUCAAAUAACAUACUAACUAGACAGCUGCUCUAGUUCAUGAUAAAAUGUUUAUAGAUUUUAUCAGGUUGUUUGAAACUAAAUGGUUUACGUCUAAAUUAAGGGCAGACAUUGAAAACGCAUUUGUGUAAAAAUGACAGGUGUUUGGUGUUACCAGGAACUCUUAAUGACAUUUUAAUAAUUAUUGUCUAAAUUUCAUAAUUGAAGCGAUUUUAGAGUAGUUAACUUGAGAUUUCAGAGCCACUAAAUGGCUGUAUUUCUCCAAAGCUCUCAGCUGCCGUGUUUAUUCAGCCAAUGAACAAACCAGACUGCAGACUAUAUUAUAGCAAGAUAACAUUAUUUAGCCAUUGAUUUUUAUCUUCUACCUUGCUUGAAUGAACUGAAUGAAGAAAAUGCCUUUUAGGGAUAAACACUGUCAAGGAUGAAUUUUAUACUAAGGUUAUGUGAAAGAAAAAAAAUCUCAAAACCACUAAGCCAGAGGGAAGUCAGGCUGGGAACUGAUUGAGGCAAACCUGCCUCCCAUUUUAUUCCUAAAUGAAGACAGUCACAAAGAUAAAAUUUGCUCACAAGGAAAUUCCUUAUGGACAAAGACAGAACUCAAAGUCUUCCUUCUGCUCACAUGAAACAAAUGCAUAAAUGGUUGCUUCCUGUGCCCCGUGUUUCACUAAGCCAGAUUAAGGUGUAAGUAUUCCCCUACCCUCCUCUCACACGUAAAUUGUAUAUUCAGUGAAAGGCUAAUCAGAAACUCAGAAGAAUGCAGCUCUUUCUCUCUUACCUGCCUAUGCUUGAAGCCCCCGCCCCUCUUCGAGUUGUCCUUCCUUUCAGGACCAAUGUACACCUUACACAUACUGAGUGAUGUCUCAUGUCUGUCUAAAAAUGUGUAAAACCAAGCUGUGCCCCAAACACCUUGGGCACAUGUGGCAAGGACCUCCAGAGGCUGUGUCACGGGCACAUCCUUAACCCUGGGAAAAUAAACUUUCUAAACUGACGAGAGCUGUCUCAGAUAUUUUGAGCUCCCAGUUAUUGUGAAAUCAUCUUAAUUAUAAAUUGAGAUUUACUUAAAAUCACGUGUAGAAGUAGCCUGAGAUGUAGUCCUAGAUACAUACAUUAUCAUCUUAUGUAUCUUCCCUCCCCCUUCCAGGUUCUGAUAAAACAUGAAAUCUGAAAGACCAUGACAGCAGUAUUUUGAAAAUGACAGUAUUUGAAACUAAAAAAUUGUAAAACAAAGUGUUCUGUCACUGCCAAGGGAUAAGUUACAAAUUGGUUCUUGGAACAUAAUAUGUACUAUGUGCUUGUUAUUUAAUAAUUUACCAAUAUUAGCCUUUUUUAGUCAGACUAUUUUUUUUUUUAACCUAUGACUCUUUAGGAAAUAGUUUUAGUUAUAAUAGUACAAAAAAGCAUUUUCAUAAGCUUAAUUUCUUUCCCCGUCCCACUUUCUCAGUCAGAUGACUUUAGUGACUUGGAGUUGUGUGCUUUAUAAGUGUAUUCCUCAGAGGACCUAACAUUAAUAAGAUUUUAGCAAUCAUUAAAAUAUGUUUAAACACUGUUAUCAAUAUUAAAAUAGCACUAUUUAUUGAAUUUAAUAUGUGACGACCACUCUGCUGACCUAUGUAUGCUUCCCUCAUUCAAUCUAUUUAAAACUUUUGGGAAAGAAGCAGAGUUUAUUUUCCAAAGUCACCAUUGUUGACAGACAGAGCUGGGAUUCAAUGGUUUCUUUCUUCAAAAAGCUAAGUUCUUUGCCUAACAGCAGCUUAGCUCCUGAGUUAGGGAAUGAAAGCAGGAAUGAAAGUGGCCAGAGUUUCCGCUAUUCAGCUUGUGGAGGAGCUUGAGUACAUGAACCUCAAGUAAGCCCCUAACAUCAAGGUCAGGAAAGGAGAAUUUUUAGACCUUUAAAGCACAGAAAUAACUGGUGAAUCAUGUACCACAACAGGUACCUUUAGCUUUUUCACUGUGAUGCUGUAUGACUUUCUAAGGUAGUCAGCAUAGUUUGUAGUAAAUUAUUCUUAUUACUGGAAGUGUACGUGGAAUGUUACUGACUCACUAGUUACUUAAAAAACAUAAGGCUAUUAAAACAUCAUCUGGAAUUAAAGCAGCAAAUUUACCCCAUCCCCCACUUGUAACCAUAAAAUCCUAUUACCAAUUUUAUUUCAUUAAUUUAUUUGCUCUUUUAAUAUUUUAAGAAACUAAAUACAUUUUAAUCACAUAGACAAGCAGGUAAGUAAGGCUUCUUCUACCAGGUGGGCUUAUGAAAUGCAAAAUAAGCAAAAGGAGCAUUUUUUUUGCUCCCCACAGAGGCAGAGACAUCUUUUAACCUAACUCCUGAUGCAUGAUGGCAACAAACGCAAACUAAAUGCAGGUUCACAUGUACUAUAAUUGUUGGGAGUUGAAUUCAUGUAUUCAGUUUCACUUCUGGAAAUAAAAUUUAGAUAACUUAUUUAUUACACGCUUUAUUUGAGUUAAAGAUAGAAAACAAUAUACUUUUAUGUAAAUUGCUAUGGCAAUGUAGUUUACAGUAAUUCCUUUUAUAUAUAGUUCAUAUUAUUUUAGACAUAAGGAAUAAAGCUAGUCGUAUAUUAAGUUUAACAAUAAUCAGAAAAUAUUCUCCAAAAUAAUUUCCUGAAGUGGAUUGCUAGGUAUAAAGCUCAUAAUUGUCAAGAUACUUAUGUUAGGGACAUGAACCCAAGUCGUUAAAAAUAAGAUAUUUGUAAAAAAGUGCUAUAGAAGGUGGUGCACAAAAAACAUGCACUUACACAUACUUUCUGAAAGGAUGUAAACUACUUUUAGGCACUGUCAUCUCUUCAAAUUUCCUUUACCAACGAUAUAUAGCACAAUUUUUGAUGUCUAGAUAGUGCUGUAGGAAGAUGACUAAGGCAACCACGUGCAGAAAAGCAUGUGUGUGAUGCACAGAAAAUAUGAAGAUCGCAUUCCAAAAGUGAAGGUCUGCAAUGACAGUUUGAUCUGAAAGGUUUGGAGUGUCAUGUCAUUAAAAAAUGAAAUAUAUGCCACUGGAGUCAUAUCACAAAUGGCACCUGAUGUGUACACUCUACCUUUAAAA